GAAAGUUUCAUUCAAAUCAAAAAGGGUUUUAUAGGAGGCUAAUUAAACACAUACCCCUCAUUAACUUGUCAUUUGAAACAGACUUGUAAAUUCCUGUAUUUAGACACAGUAAACAUAGGCUAGAUAAAAGGACAGUUUAAUAUUUACCGUACUGAGGUGAUGUAGAUGGAAUAAAGUCAUUCUAUUGUAAUGUAUUUUAUUCUACUCUAUUGCUGCUAACACACUGUUCUUUAAACAAGUGAUCUAAGCUUGAAAGACUGAUCAUGAAUAGGAGAUGAAAGACUGAUCAUGAAUAGGAGAUCAGCAGUACCGUAUUUUAAAGAACAGCGCGCAUACGCUUUUCAUUUAGCCACACCCUUUGAGCUACAACAUCCUUUCUCUUCCGUAUAAACGGAAGUAAACAGUAACUAAGAAUAAUUUCUACGUUAGCGUUUUUGUUGUUAUUUAGACGUUUAUUAACACCCUGGAAUUCAAAGUAUGACUCAUUUAACUGCACAUGAUCACAUACUUACCCCAUGUAGUCUUUAAUCCGCGUUGGAGACAGGACUUGGUUAAUAUAUGUUAGCUAUCUAGGUAACGCUACCUAGCUGCUAAAUUGGUUAUGGCUGCUAACUGUAUGGUUUUUCACACUCAAAUAGCCUCCAUAAUGGAGGUGUUAGCGAAUGCCGCCGUGGCAGAGGUCUGUAAACUCGUAGACGACGACUAUGCAGUGUUUCGUUUGGAAAUAACUCAAAGCCAGAAAGAAAACAGUGCAUUGCGGAGGAAUCUACAGCUACUUGAACUGAAAUUGUCACGGGAGCGCGCAGAAAGGACAAUGCGAGAGCGCGUCCUUGCCAGUCGUCCAAGAAGUGUCAAGAUCUCCGACCGAUACAGAGGAAUGGCAAGAGGUGAAGGACAUCACACUGGAGGCCACAGGAGUUUUGUGAAGCCAGCGGGACACACUACAUGGAGAGAUGACCAACCAAUCACUGUUGAUGAGGGGAGUGGAACCACAACCCAGCACGUUAUUGUGAUAGAGGAUGCAGAGGCUGCAGGUCCUGGGGUCAAGCAGGAGAGGACUGAAGGAGAGGAGGACCCACGGCACAGCAGAGACAUCCAGACUGGAGCGGCUGGAGCGCCCCCUGAAGCCACGGAGGACCUCAACACCGCUGCCGCCGUGCCCAGGACCCGACGCAGCAUCACGGAGGUCAGUGGAACGGCGAACUCCGUCCUCAAGUCAGAGACAGACACUGAGACUUUAACUGUAACACACAGCCUCUUACACACAGGAUCUGACCACAGAUCAGACCCAGAGAGACUGGGAUUGGGGACACUGGGCUGUCCUCCUGCUCCUGGCUCAGAGUAUUUACCCGUAUUUCACCAGAGCCAGAGGACGGUUCAUUCCCAUGGUGAUGGUGACGCGUUACACUCUGGCAGUGAUGAUCCGUCUUGUUCUUACGCUACAGAGAUGGACCCUGGCAACAUGCCCUUGGGUUUAGAGACACAGAGUGAUCUGUCUAGAGGGGACUGGAACCAGUACAGUAGCAGUGUAUACUCUGAAGGGUGCCUAGAUAAGAAAGGGGCGGUUAUAGUCGUAGAUGAAGUGACUGUGAAAGUGGAGGGUGACUCUCCUCUGACAUGGAAUGCGGACGAGACUCACUUAGGAGAAGGACACUCGCAGGGCAACUCCAAUGACUUCUUAGACUACAGGGAAAGCUUAGAGACAAAUCUAAAUGUCCCGACCCACUCACCUUUACACACGUUCAAGGAUCGCGACCCAGUGUCCACAUCGAUGGGGCCUUCCGAUUCACACGGCCGCGUCCUUUUCGAUCAGGUAUUGGACCCAAACGACAGGGCUAGAGCCCAGGCACAGAGAGGGGGAGACACAUCUGGCAACAAUAAAGAGAAACGGUUCCUCUGCAUGUUCUGUAACAAAGGCUUCAGCUGCCUCCAGAAGGUGGAGAUCCACCAGAGGGUCCACACAGGAGUGAAACCCUUCAGCUGUACCCAGUGUAACAUGCGCUUCACCCAGGCUGGCACCCUGAAGAGGCACCAGAGGGUCCACACAGGGGUGAAACCCUUCAGCUGUACCCAGUGUCACAUGCGCUUCGCUCAGGCUGGUGACCUGAAGAGGCAUCAGAGGGUCCACACAGGGGAGAGGCCGUUUGCCUGUGUGCUCUGCGGGAAGAGGUUCUCAGAGAGGAGAUACCUCAGGAUACACCAGCAGAAAAAACAUUCCACUCUAUAACAUAAAGUAACCAUUCCACUUGAUAGCUUCUGACAUUUAGAUCAAACCCUGCAUGAAAGCUAGACUCAGCGAGAUGACAUAGAUGCACAAAGUAAACCUCAGGAGUAGGUCAAUUUCUACAACAACUAAGAGCGGUGUAGUGCAAGGCCAAGACAUUGUGGGAUAUACAGUGCCUUCACAAAGUAUUCACACCCUUUUACUUUUUCCACAUUUUGUUGUGUUACAGCCUGAAUUUAAAAUGGAUUAAAUUGAGAUUUUGUGUCACCGGCCUACACACAAUACACCAUAAUGACUAAAUUAAAUCUGCUUAACAAAUCAUGUAAUAAGUUGCAUGGAGUCACUCUGUGUGCAAUAAUAGUGUUUAACAUGAUUUUUGAAUGACUACCUCAU
Coregonus clupeaformis (lake whitefish) is the source of this 2617-nucleotide messenger RNA. Its product is annotated as zinc finger and BTB domain-containing protein 18-like. The record is from RefSeq and is a predicted model, not a curated record. Lineage: Eukaryota; Metazoa; Chordata; Actinopteri; Salmoniformes; Salmonidae. Gene Ontology annotation, cellular component: nucleus. The transcript is spliced from 3 exons. Bases 602 to 2227 code for a protein of 541 amino acids.